Molecule: messenger RNA, 11196 nt
Organism: Motacilla alba alba
Lineage: Eukaryota; Metazoa; Chordata; Aves; Passeriformes; Motacillidae
Gene: DLG1
Product: discs large MAGUK scaffold protein 1
Exons: 23
Coding region: 7148-9574 (808 amino acids)
Biological process (GO): chemical synaptic transmission; neurotransmitter receptor localization to postsynaptic specialization membrane
Cellular component (GO): neuron projection; postsynaptic density membrane; neuromuscular junction
Molecular function (GO): kinase binding
Source: RefSeq, a predicted model, not a curated record
GUUCAAGGCCUGGUUGGAUGGGGCUUUGAGCAACCUGGUCUAGUGCAGGGUCUUUGAGCCUGUGGCAGGGAGUUUGGUCUAGAGGAUCUUUACGGCUCCUUCCAACCCAAACCAUUCUAUGAUAUUUUAAGAAAAAAUGUUUUGAAUCUAGUUAUAUUUACAUUUUUUCAAUUAUGAAGAAAAAUUUUGUUGAAUGUAUCACCUCUUUAUCAUUGGCUUGUAAGGAUUCUGUAGAAGAGCCAACUGUAGCGUGUGAGUGCAUUUAGUAAUUGUUUUCCAGCUUUUCUAAAAGUUUUGAAAUGUAUAUAAUGGUAUUGAACCAGUGUUUUUUACUUAUAUCUCCAUAAUGAACUCGCAGUGUUUUUCCAUAGUCUUCAGCUAGGCAAGCUGAAUUCUCUAAGCCCUAAUGAAUAACCUUUUAGAAGUGGGCUGUAUUGCCCUCUGAAGAGCCUUCUGAGAAUACUCAUGUGACAAAGCUCUCAUUUUUGGGAAUGGCUAGAACGUCACAUUUUUCUUGCUUACGAAGUUAGACACACAGUGACACAAUUUCACGUGUUCUAAUUCCCUGAAGUUUUUGGUGCUCAGAAAGUAAUGAAACACCUUUUAUAUGCAACCAUUAGAAAUAAAUAAAAGUCCUCUUUCUUUGGGGACUUAAGGUCAACUCUGUUUAUUCACAAGCUUUUCCUAAUUCCUAGAGCAGUUACUCUUGCCUUUUAGAAAGCAUAAGGGGAUCAAAAAGGCAAAGAGGGGAGCUCUAAAACUGUUAGGAAGAAAGAAAACUAUUUUUGAAAUAGAAUUAGGUAGAGUUAAGUAUAGUUAUAAAAUAUGGUGAGGCCUUUUCAAAAUACUCUGUGUCUUAGGUCUCUGAGGAGGAUUGCUGUUAUGUGUCUCACAUUGGUAAAUGCUGGGAUAUCAUCACUCAGUAGGGAAGAAUGUUCAUAAGGGAAGUAUUCCAUUCAGUUUGUAUUACCAUUUUUAGCAUAUAUCUGAUUAUUUUCAGGUAACUCCUCUCUGUUAAUUUCAAAGCGAUGUAUGGGUAAUUGAAAUUGUUUAAAGCGUUGUUCAUCUGAAAACUGAUGGGGUGCGUGUUCCAGUUGUUUUACCAGCAUUUUGUGCAGUUUUGAAUUCUGAUGCUAAUUGACUGCUGGCUUGCUUCUCUCCUGAAGAAAAAACCCAAGGUUGCUGCUGUAUUAUUAGCAUAGCUGGUCUGCUCUGCUUUUGGUCUGAUGAUCUGCCAGGUGUGCAUAGUUUUAGCAUAGCUUGUGCUGAAGAUGAAUUUAGCAACAACAGCUCUGAUUUAAGGGUGCUUUGUGUGAUUUAUUUGGUAGGUUGGCUCGGUGCACUGUGCAAGGACCAGGUCUUGGCUGAUAUACAAGAGCUCAAUCAGCUUUCUUGAAUAGUUCAUUGAUUAAGGGAACUAAACAUAAUAGAGAAUGUUUAUGACAUUAAUAAAAUAAUAAGGGGAGUUUGUUUUUUGUUUUAAAUAUAAAUGUUAAAUACACUUAAAAUUUCAAAUACAGAGUUAGUAGUUUGAAGUCAGUGGUUUUAUGAUUAUAUAUUGCUUUAUAAGCAAUGCCGCAGAGGCCAGUAGAAUUGGGUUUUGAGGAAUACCUUCUGUUAUAGCAAGCUCUCUGCAGUAUGGAGCAAUUGUGUAAAAGAACAGAAGAACAACAGAAUUUUGUUCUUGAGAGAAGCUUUCAAAUACUUUAGGGCUUAAAACAGCUUCUUUAACUUGCUUGAACAGGUGGAUGCUAUUUCAAAGAGUAGUUUUCAAUGACCAAAAAUACAAAUGUGUAUCCCAAAUUUUUAGAUGUUGAGUAUGUGAUUGCUAUUUAUCAAAUAUUAAGUACUGUAGUAAAUGAAGGUGGUUUAUCUUCCUCACAGGGGAAUGGGCUACCUCAGAUUCAGAUUGGGUGAAAAUAUUGCAUGUUUGCAGUAAGCAUUAAAUAAGAGAGACUGGGUGUACUGAUUUAAAGUUCAAGUGAGGCUUACAGGUUUUGUCUUGUUAGAGUGGAGCUUUGUCAGUAUAAGAAGAAAUGUUUACUUCCUGUGUGUCAAGUAACAAAGAAGUAAACUUGGCCCAGGAGAUUGUGUGCUCUGUUCUCUAGUACUGUGUGAAAUGGAAUGCCAGUGCUGGAAAACAGCUUUUUAAAGAGUAUUUGAUGGUAGAGAACCAUGAAGAAAUAGUGAAAACGGACAAACUUCAAAUCCUUCACAGACAUUCUGUCCCAAAGUUUUUGAGGAGCACGUUCAGGUAGGCGGGCCGCUAGUCGCGGAUUCCUCAGUGUGGGGUUUCCGCGUUCCCGCCGGGAGCGCGCGGUGCCGCUGCGAGUCCCGCGAUCCGGAGGGCGCUGCUGCGCGGCUGGCCGCCAGGUGGCGCUGGCGCUCCGGGCUGCGCUGCGCGGGGCGCUCGGCGCUGGGGCUGGAACGCGCAGUCACUGACGGCUCCGGCCGCGGGAAUGCCACACGCACGGCUCUCACCGGCAUGCUUUAGGGAAAUCCUUUUGCCAGGAUUUUCUUCUCCCGAGAAGUUGAGAGACUUCAAAAACAAAAUGUAAGCAAUGAUUAUCUACCGCUGUAGAAUGCAGCAGGUGGAUCUGUGAUUGGUCUCAUGUAGUUGUUUCUAAUUAAUGGCCAGUCACAGUCCAGCUGUCCAAACUGUCUCGGUCAGUCACAAAACUUUGUUACUCAUUCUUUUCUAUUCCUGUCUCACCUUCUGAUAAUUCCUUUCUUUUUAUUCUUUUAGCAUAGUAUUAAUUUAGCAUUUUAAAUAUAAUAUAUAUGAUAAUAUAAUAAAUCAGCCUUCUGAAACAUGGAGUCAAAAUUCUCAUCUCUUCCCUCGUCCUAGCUGCCCUGAAAAACCACACAUGGUAUGGUACCAAGCAAGCUUUUAAACUGUGGAGUGGAAGCUGAAGCUUUCUAUCAAGGAAAAAAUCUUUGAAUAAAAGGGCUACAAAAUAGUGGGUCAUGGUGCAAUAAGACCAAAAAACCCCCCCAGUAAUCUUUUUUUAGUGCAACCUGGUCAUGACAGAUUAUUUAUCUCAUAUAUAUGAUGUAGCAUGGUAAUUCAGUAUUUAAGUGUAGAACCUCAUUGGGGCUUCCAUAUACAUCUGUAAUAUGUUUGUGUAUUGCGUGUUGGUAUUUGGACAAAUAUUUCACUGUUAAUGCAGAAGCUCUAAAGGAAACGUGAUAAUUUGUAACCACUAAAUAUAUCUUGUACUGGAAAAAUAUACCAUGACUACUGUGAUAAAUCUUUAUCUUGCUCUGAAAUAAAUUCUUGGUAUUCCAAUAUUCAAUGCAUUUCUAUUAUAUCCAUAAUUCCCAUUUGAAAUUUGCACAAGUUGUUAAAAACUUUUCAAAGCAGUUGAUAAGUUUAUUAGUGCUAUCAUCAUGUGGCUGCAUGUGGUAACAGGAAGCUAGACUUACUGGUUGAGAAAAGUUUCUGCUGUUCUUCUUCCUUUAAUCAAAUCUUUUUCAAUGAUCUGUCUCUGGAGAUUUUCACCAUGGUGCCAAUCUUCAAAGGGUGUGAGGAAAAUGCCUGACCUGGUUUGUUCCUUUCAUGUGUCACAGAUAGGGACAGCUGAACAGAAAUGUCUUAGUUGGAACAUUGUACUGGCUUUAGUCUAGUGAGGGGCCUAAAAUUGCUUAUUCAUGCUAUACAUGACAAUUUUAAUUAACUGACAGAAUUGUACAUCUGUAAGGAGCUAAAGACAUUCUACUGGUUGAAUAUUUGGUAUCUCUAGAACAGCUUUGUGCAAUCCUCAGUGGAGUAACAGAACACUCUAGGAAUUGUGAGAAGUAGGUUUGGGUUGGUGGGGGAACUCUUUAACUUGUAGUUCCAUAAUCAUGGGCUCUUGUCUGUAUUUCAUGCAGCACAGUUGGCCACUUCCCUGUCCUCACUUGUUCCCAGGAAUGGUCAUCCCUGUUCGGGGGUGCUGGGGACAGGCAGUGCAGGGAUCAGCCUUCCCAUUGCUGGCUGCCUGUUCUACCCCCUGCACAGACCUGUCAGUCUGGCUGGGGCUGUUCUGUUCUGCUACAGCACUUGUGCUUCAGGUGAUGCAGUAAAAAUCCCCACUUCCCUUUAUCAAAGGGAACAUGUGUAUUAAUGUUGUUUAUCCAUUUAAAGCACUUGGAGAACUCUUGUGGUUACAUCAACUUAUGUCAGUGAAUAAAACUAUGACUUCAUAAUAUUAUGACAUUAAAUGCAAAUGAGUUACUGUUUUCCUGUCUCUGAACAAUGAAAUGCUUCAAACUGAGGUGAAAUACUGUUCCCAUUGAAUAAAAGAUUGAAGUUUUACCCCCAAAUUCUAACCGAAGGAAUCUUUUUGCCCUGAUGAAGCACCCAGGGAAUAGCCUUGAAGCAGUAGCUGUGCCCAGUGCCAGUGCCCCUGUGCUUUAUCUCUGCUUACCCCUUGCAGUGUCAGAUCUGGGAGAAUAUAUUCAGGCUCAGUUUGCAUUAGAGUGCAAGUAGUCUUUUAUUAGAAUAAAAGCAGUAAGACAGAGUUUACCUUCUUUGGCUCUGUGAUCCUCUGUUGGAGCUUGUGAUGGUGUAUUGAGCAGGGAAGGAUCACUCUACACCUUCCCUGUUCACUGCUGAGAGAGGCAGUAGGUUAGUUGGGUGUUUUUUUGACUUAUGCUGAGUGCCUGUAGGGUAAGAAAUAUGUCCUUUAGCCUUUCCUCUCCUCUUGCUUAGAAGCAGCAGCAGCUUGUGGUUUUGUGCCCCAUAUCCUGAGCUUUGUGGACACGUAGUUUCAAAGAAAAAUCUAAUUGUGCGUCAGCAGUACCCCAACCUUUGCUGAGACAGGCUUGGUAAUCCUAGCACAGCAGUUCUGCUGACUACCUGCACUGUCUGUGAAAUAAAUAUCUUGUGCCCACUCGGUGUAUGCCUGCUUUUUUUCACAUGUUUAGUCAUCUUCGGAAAAGUAUUUCCAGGACCUAAUGGUAUUUAAGCUUAAUGGUUUUAAAUUAACCCUGAUUUGAAACUGCUUAUCUAUUAGUGCUGCAGUGCUGUGUAAUAGCCCUCUUACCCUGACUGUGGUAUCACAGCAAUGAGCUGUGGCAAGGUGGUACUUUUUCUUAAAAUACCUUCCAGGAGUGAGAGGAGAAAUUGGAACUUGCUCUCAUUUCUGUACUGGCAAAACAUGGCGAAACUGUUCUGAAGAGCAGAAUCAAUGAGCAUGUGGAGAAAUGAGGCAUGAGAAAGCAAUUGCAAAGAGAAUUUCUGCUGCACAAAUCCCUUAAAACAUAUGCUUAAAGAUAAUUUUGUUGAUGUAGGUUCCUAGGUUUCCUUAGAUGCACACAAUGGACAUGCUCAAAAAAAGAUUAUGGAGAAACUUAAGAUGUCGUGAAAUAAGAAAAAAAAGUAUUUUGGGAUUUAGUUGUUAAAAAAAACAAAAAACCAAAGCAAACAAAAAUUCUCUACCAAAACCAAACCAACUACAGAAUAAAAGUAAAGGGUAAGGAGGAAGAUCAGUAAUCAUGGAUGGAGGUUACCAGAAGAAUCUUGGAAGAACCUGUGCUCUCAUUGCAUCAUCUUAGAGGAAUAAGAGCUCAGGGUUAUAACAGAUUAAUGGAAUAAUCAUCUCAGUACUCAAUUUACAGUCAAAAAGGCAAAUGGAAUACAAGGAAUAAUCAGCGAAGCAAAUGGGAAUAAAACUGUGUUAUCUUAUCACUCCAGAAAUCUCAAGCAUUCAUUAUCUUGAUUAAGAAGGCAAAUUUAGAUACUCAAAGAAGAACAACAAGAAUGGUCAGAGAUAGAGGGCAGCAGCUGUGAAAUGAAGAAUGAACUAGUUUGACCCCCUCUGUUUGGUAAAGAGUUGACUCAGGAGAUACCAAUGAAACUACAGCCAGUAACACUGAGUCUCUAAAAUGAUGAAAUGACUAGGGAAUGGUUAUUUCAGAAAUUAAAAUUUAUAUUCAGUACUAUAGAUUAGCAGGUGAUAGUUGUUUUAUAGCCUGUAAACACAGUGAUCUACAGUCAACCUCUGACUUUGAAAUAAUCUUUCAGCUGCUGGUAGUCUUUUGGUUUCUAGCUGUGCUGACAAAGCUAUUACAGCACACAUUGCUUGUUUCUUCAACUGCAAACAAGCACCUUUAUUUAAUUCCUUCCCAUUAAGCUGUAUGGAAAUGGGUGUUAUAUAAACAGGCAUAUUUACACAUCCUUCCUUCAAUGCUAACAAUUCUCCUUUCCAUGUGAACCCAAAUAUUGUGCUGAUAAUAUUAAUAGGUUCCCUCUUUUUAUCUCCUGCUGUGUCUUCUUUCCAGUUCCUGUUUUCUCAAGUGCUUCUCCAGCAGUCUUUUAGAGCAUGUGGAGCUGCUAUUAAACCAGCCUUCUCUGUUAAUUGGGAGAGUUUUCCUGCUCUUGGGAAGGCUAAUGGCCUUUAUGAUUUGAACUGUGGCGGUUCAGGGUUAGCCAACAGUUAAGGUAAUUUUGACUUCCUAUUUGCCCCAGUAGUUUUUCUUGUGCUGCUCCAGUCUGAGCAGAUAGGGGAGAUUAACCUGAAGAUACUGUUUCCAUUUAGAAAUCAAAGAUCAGUUGACAUGUAAUUUGCAUGUUGGGUUAUGAUUGUGAAAAGGUUGCAAUCUGUUACUUUUUUCUAAAUCGAGAACUUUGUAAAGCUUUGCCAUCUCCAGCAGAAAGUCAGUGCUUCUGGUGUUAGGAACAUACAUAGAAUACUGGGAAUUAUAAAGAACUUGAAGACACUCUCAGGCAUACUUAUUUUUAGACUAGUAUCGUACUUCGGUGGUCACACUUGAGAGGAGCUGUUAUGCAGUCUUUAAUUAAAAUGCAAUGCCCAAGUUCUUGAUAGGUUACUGAUUUUAAACUCCUGUAAUUGAAGAAUGUGGAAAUGCAUGCAAAGGUGUCAGUUUGUGUUUUAUAGGAAGAAGCAGUUGACCAAAUCUGCCUGGUUCUCUGUAAGAAUCUGCUCAAUAAAUUCUUGUCAACAGAGACAAGAAAGAAAAACUGUAGCAGAUGGACUGUGGAUUAAUCCAAACACUAGAACAACCUACGAUACAGUAAUCAACAUCAAGUCGUCCUAGAAAGGGGUUGCUCUGUUUUCACCCGAGAUCCUCCCUGAGCUCCUGGUGCAGCUGGGUUCAUUUUGAUGACUGAAGCAAACCUAAGGAGACUUGCAUUAAACACAAGAUGUUUUUGUCAGUCUGGCGUGCCAAAAAGAUGGGCAGGAGGUUCAUGAGCAGGGUGCGGAAGACCAGGCAGUUUAAUCUGCCCAGAUUGCCCACAGAAGCUGUUCCUUCCUCUUCUCCCAUUGUCCCUGUGAUCCCUGUCCCACCAGUCCCUGCUGAGACCAUCCCAUCCACCAUACCACAGGCAAAUCCCCCUCCAGUGCUGGUGAAUACAGAUUCUUUGGAGACUUCAACAUAUGUCAAUGGCACCGAUGCAGAUUACGAGUAUGAAGAAAUUACUCUUGAAAGGGGAAAUUCAGGACUUGGCUUUAGCAUUGCAGGUGGUACAGACAACCCACAUAUUGGGGAUGAUGCAAGUAUUUUCAUUACAAAAAUUAUAGCUGGGGGUGCAGCUGCACAGGAUGGAAGAUUACGGGUCAACGAUUGUAUCCUGCGAGUAAAUGAGGUGGAUGUUCGGGAUGUGACACACAGCAAAGCCGUGGAAGCGUUGAAAGAAGCGGGAUCAAUUGUACGAUUGUAUGUCAAAAGAAGAAAACCAGUCACAGAAAAAAUAGUGGAAAUCAAACUUGUGAAAGGCCCCAAAGGUCUUGGUUUCAGUAUUGCUGGUGGUGUAGGAAAUCAGCAUAUACCUGGGGACAACAGCAUUUAUGUAACCAAAAUCAUCGAAGGCGGGGCAGCACAUAAAGAUGGCAAACUUCAGAUUGGAGACAAACUUUUAGCUGUCAACAGUGUUUGCUUAGAAGAAGUUACUCAUGAAGAAGCAGUGACUGCCUUAAAAAACACAUCUGACUUUGUUUAUCUGAAGGUUGCAAAACCCACCAGCAUGUUCAUGAAUGACAGUUAUGCUCCUCCUGACAUCACAAACUCUUAUUCUCAGCCAGUGGAUAACCAUAUCAGCCCAUCUGCCUACCUGGGGCAGUCCCUGCCCCCAGCAUCACCAGGUCGAUAUUCACCAGUUCCCAAGGGAAUGCUUGGAGAUGAUGAGAUCACCAGGGAACCUAGAAAGGUUGUCCUACAUCGAGGAUCAACAGGUCUUGGUUUCAACAUUGUUGGAGGAGAAGAUGGAGAAGGAAUUUUCAUCUCUUUCAUCCUCGCAGGAGGGCCAGCUGACCUGAGUGGAGAGCUUAGGAAAGGAGAUCGUAUAAUUUCUGUAAAUGGAGUGGAUCUAAAAGCAGCAACCCAUGAGCAGGCAGCAGCAGCCCUGAAGAACGCAGGCCAGGCAGUGACUAUUGUAGCUCAGUACCGUCCAGAAGAAUACAGUCGUUUUGAAGCUAAAAUCCAUGAUUUACGGGAGCAGAUGAUGAACAGUAGCAUCAGUUCAGGGUCAGGAUCUUUGCGAACCAGCCAGAAGAGAUCCCUCUAUGUCAGAGCUCUUUUUGAUUAUGACAAGACUAAAGAUAGUGGCCUUCCGAGUCAAGGAUUGAACUUUAAAUUUGGCGAUAUUCUCCAUGUGAUUAAUGCUUCUGAUGAUGAAUGGUGGCAAGCACGGCAGGUAACUCCAGAUGGAGAAAGUGAUGAAAUUGGAGUUAUCCCAAGCAAACGCAGAGUUGAGAAAAAAGAACGAGCCCGUUUGAAGACAGUGAAAUUCAAUUCCAAAACAAGAGGAGAUAAAGGGCAGUCAUUCAAUGACAAGCGUAAAAAGAACCUCUUUUCCCGAAAAUUUCCCUUCUACAAGAACAAGGACCAGAGUGAGCAGGAAACCAGUGAUAUUGACCAGCAUGUAACCUCUAAUGCCAGCGAUAGUGAAAGUAGUUACCUUAUCUUGAUUACAGAUGAGUACGGGUGUUCAAAAGGUGGCCAGGAGGAAUAUGUGUUGUCAUAUGAACCAGUCAAUCAACAAGAAGUCAGUUACACUCGACCUGUGAUUGUUUUGGGACCCAUGAAAGACAGAAUAAAUGAUGACCUGAUCUCAGAAUUUCCAGACAAAUUUGGCUCAUGUGUUCCACAUACUACCAGACCAAAACGAGAUUAUGAGGUGGAUGGACGUGAUUACCAUUUUGUCACUUCUCGAGAGCAAAUGGAGAAGGAUAUUCAGGAUCACAAAUUCAUUGAAGCUGGCCAGUACAAUAAUCAUCUUUAUGGAACAAGUGUCCAAUCAGUGCGAGAAGUAGCAGAAAAGGGUAAACAUUGCAUUCUUGAUGUUUCUGGUAAUGCGAUCAAAAGGUUGCAGAUUGCCCAGCUGUACCCAAUCUCCAUUUUUAUUAAACCCAAAACAGUGGAAAAUAUCAUGGAAAUGAAUAAACGCUUAACGGAAGAGCAAGCCAGGAAGACAUUUGAGAGAGCCACGAAACUGGAGCAAGAAUUUACUGAACACUUCACAGCUAUUGUCCAGGGAGACACUCUGGAAGAAAUCUACAACCAAGUCAAACAGAUCAUAGAGGAACAGUCUGGUCCUUACAUCUGGGUUCCAGCAAAGGAAAAAUUAUGAAAACAGAUUUUUAUUUUUCAUUUUCUAACUGACAUCACCUACUACAUCUGACGACUCUUAAGCCCUUCCAGUGGAGCCUGCCUCUAGUUCUUUCCAGCGUGGUUCAUACCCUAACCAUCACAUUCUGCAGUUCCCAUAAUGCUUUACAUUUGGUGUCUCUCUUAGUUUAAAUGAUUUGUAUUAUUGUGUGUUGUUGGUUUGCCAUUUUUUGAACAUGACAGUGGAAUGGCCUGACCAGCUAUUAGUUUAGGGUGGGGGUGGGAGGGAAUUGCUGGGUAAAAUUCCUUAAUGUUUAAGGGAAAGUAACUUUCAAAGAUUUUUCAAAAAAGCUUUAUAGACAUUCUUUUAAAAUUUCAUAACAAUUGAAAGAAAAGUUGUAUUCAAGGAAGUUGUAAAUUAUGAGUAACUUUGCACGCUUAACUUUAAUAGCAUGGUUUGGUCAGGGCAAUCAAUUUCAGGUUUUAUUUUCUGAGUUCAAUCCUAUUGUCACGGUAUCUUUUUUUCUUUCCAGGCAGUUAGAAAGAAACUUUUAAAUUUUGAGUUAGCAUUUUCAUUAAGUCCCAUUACUACUCCUAAAGGGAUAUUCAUUUUCAUAAUUUCAUACGGAUAUUCUUAUAAUCUAUUUUUUCAUUUUUUGCCAAUAAAAUUGCUAGGGACAAAGAUGUGUAAUGUUUUUAAUCUUCCUCAUGAAACACUAUUUAUAGUGUGUUACAGAAAUUCUUUAUAGAUAAUGGUCAUCACACUUUUUGAGCCUAAAAAUAUGUUUAGGUGCUAGGAAACCUUGUAUUUUUCAGAGGAAUGCCAAAUUUGCAUUGGCAGUAAUUCAGAAAACAGCUGCAGAGAUGGUCAUUAGGGCAAUGAGAGAAUGAUUCAUAGCCUAAAAAUGUGUGUGUUCUUAGGGGUCAGAUUUUAAUGAAUAUUUUACCCACAAUAACUGCCUAUUUUGUUAUAAUAAAUAUAUAUAUAUUAAACUUUCUUUAACUAAACUCUGUAACUAUGGGAAUUAUUUUCUUUACAUAGUUGCGCACACGUAUAAAUAUAUAUAUAUAAAAUAUAUAUUUUUCUUUUACCACCUACUCCUAGCUUUUUGUUUUGAAUAAAAAUAAAAAAACAAAUUAGAAUUUACCUUCCUUAAUCACGGAAAAAUCAAAUGGGCUGUGAUGGCUGGGCAUGAAGUCCAGGGAAUAUUAGUACAAGAAAAAAAUACAUGCAAGUUCUCCUCUUUUCUACGCAAUUCCGGGUGUUUGUUUUCCCCUGUCCCCUUUGUAAUAUGCAUGUCUUAACCAAAGGGAGAAUUCAGAGUCAACGAUAUAUUUUUUUUCUGUACGUGUUUGUCUUGGAUUGCACAGGCACAAGAUCUUCCAUUUGCAAUGCACAAACUUCUGUGCUGAAUGUUAUGAAUACUUUGUACCAAAACUUUCAACAAUGAAAUUCUCAAAUUCCCGUAUUAUUUGGUACCUGCCAUUGCUUGUUUGCAACUGAUUGUUUUUUAGAGGGAUGUAUUUAUGGCAGUCAUGGGCAGUCACACAACCAAAUCAGCUUUGGUUUGUAAAGAAUUAUCAACACUAUCCAUUCCAUUUGUUAGAAAGAGGAGAACAGCUAAUAAACUUUAUUGUACAAUA